CACGGGAUGCUGAAGCUCUACUACGGGCUGCCCGACCCGGCGGGCGAGGCUUUGGCCGACCCGGCCAGGGGCGACCUCGGCGGCCCCAUUGACAUCAACGGGCCCCACUUCGACCCAGAAACCUACCUCACCAAGGUCCUUGGAGGCUGGAGGGUGGUAUGGAGAAGCUACCUUCCAUCCGUCCUGGUGGGUAAUGGUAACAGAGUUGGAAGGGACACCUGGAGGUCAUCUAGUCCAACCCCCUGCUCACGCAGGAGACCUACACUAGGGAUUCGAACCGCCGACCUGCCAACCUUUCUGAUCGACAAGCUCAGUGUCUUAGCCACCUAGCCAGCUGCGGAAGGAAUGCCCCCUGGCUCAGCUGAUGGACUGUGAGACAGACAUGGUGAAGCAGAUCCGAGCGCUGGAUAGUGACAUGCAGACCUUGGUCUAUGAGAAUUACAACAAGUUCAUUUCUGCCACAGACACAAUCCGCAAGAUGAAGAACGACUUCAAGAAGAUGGAAGACGAGAUGGAUUGCCUGGCGGCCAACAUGGCCGUGAUCACCGAGUUUAGCGCCAGCAUCAGUGGGACCCUGCAGGAUCAACAUGAGCAGAUCACCAAGCUGUCAGGAGUCCAUACGCUUCUGCGCAAGCUGCAGUUCCUUUUUGAGCUUCCGGCCCGUCUGACCAAGUGCGUGGAGCUGGCGGCCUACGGGCAGGCGGUCCGGUACUACAGCAAAGCCCGCUGCAUCCUCCACCAGUACCAACACAUGCCCUCUUUCCGGGGCAUCCAGGACGACUGUCAGAAGAUCAUGGCCGACCUCGCUCAGAAGCUGCGGGAGAAAUUCCGGGAUGGAGACUCCGGUGCCAAAGACUUAGCCGAAUGUGUGGAACUGCUACUCCAGCUGGGAGAGCCGGCGGAAGAGCUGUGUGAUGAAUUCCUCUCUCACGCCCACUGCCGGCUGGAGGCCGAGCUGCAGACCCUGGAGGCCGAGCUGGGAGACGGGCCGCGUUUAGGGGCAGCCGGCCCAGCGACCGACAUCCUCGAAUUCACGGACCGCGGGUGCAACAGCUUCGUCAGCAACAUCUGCCUGGUGAUCGCCUCCUACCAGGAGCUGUUCAUCCACCGGGAGGGCGCCCAGGGCAUCGCCCGCAUGGCUCACGACAAGCUGGUGGCCUUCGUCGAUGGCCUGAUGGAACGCUACUUCGCCCUGGUGGAGAGGCGUAUUCAGCUCGAGAAAGGGGUGGGCGACAACUCCCUGCUGGUGCGGGCGCUGGACCGUUUCCACCGGCGCCUGCAAGCCCUGGCCAAGCUUUUGCCGGCCUCACGGGCGGCCGCCGAAGGGACCGAGAUUGUGGUGCGCGCGGCCAAGGAACGCAUCCGGCAGUACCUCCAGGCCUUAGAGAGCUUCUACCUGGACUGCCUGACGGACGUGCGCCAGUCCUUGGCUGCCCCUCGGCUGGUGGGGAAGGACAACCCCAGCUUGGCAGAGCUGCUGGGCACCAUUUCGGCCUCCAUCCUCAACCAGAUCAAGUCAGUCCUCACCUAUGUUCACCUCUUCACCGCCAAGGACAUCAACUUCUCCAACAAGCCUUACUUCAAGGGCGAAUUCUGCAGCCAGGGUGUCCGCGAAGGCCUCGUGGUCAGCUUCAUCAAGUCCCUUUGCCAGAUCGCCCGGCAGUUCUGCGAGAGUUCGGGCGACAAAGGAGGGUCCAGCCCGCCGGCUCUCUUGCUGCUCCUCUCCCGGCUCUGUUUGGAUUACGAGACGGCCACCAUCAGCUACAUCCUCACCUUAACCGAUGAGCAGUUCCUGGUACAGGACCAUUCCCCUGUGACGCCAGUCACCGUGUUGUGCGCCGAGGCCAGGGAGGCUGCCCAGAAGCUGCUGAACCAUUACGUGAAGGUUCAGGGGCUGAUCAUCUCUCAGAUGCUGCGCAAGAGCGUGGAGACGCGCGACUGGAUCUCCACCAUCGAGCCGCGCAACGUCCGUGCCGUCAUGAAGAGGGUGGUGGAAGACGCCACCUCGAUCGACGUGCAGGUGGGCCUGCUCUACGAGGAAGGGGUGCGGAAAGCUCAGAGCAGCGAUUCCAGCAAGCGGACUUUUUCCGUCUCUAGACAGCAGAGCCGCUACGCGCCCAGCUACACUCCCAGUGCCCCCAUGGAUACCAAUUUGCUGAGCAACAUCCAGAAGCUUUUCUCGGAGCGGAUUGAUAUCUUCAGCCCCGUGGAGUUUAACAAGGUCUCCGUGCUGACGGGCAUCAUCAAGAUCAGCCUGAAGACCUUCCUGGAGUGCGUCCGCCUGCGCACCUUCGGCCGCUUUGGCCUGCAGCAGAUCCAGGUAGACUGCUACUACCUGCAGCUCUACCUCUGGCGCUUCGUUUCGGACGAGAACCUGGUACAUUUUUUGCUGGACGAAAUCGUGGGCAGUACGGCUCACCGGUGCCUUGACCCCGUGCCCAUGGAGCAGAGCGUGAUUGAGGUCAUCUGCGAACGGGGGUAGAACGGGGAGCGGCACAAUAAGGACGGAGCCUUAAUUUGGACCAUCCCGGGAACAGAGUUUCUCCGGCUGGGGAACUUUUAAGAUGCGCGGACUACAAACUCCCAGAAUUCCCCCGGCUGGGGAAUUCUGGGAGUCGAAGUCCACGCCUCUUUAAAAGUUCCCCAAGUCCCUAUAUUAAAAUACCCAACUCUUAUUCCGCAAAAGGAACUUCUGAAAACGUUUCUCUUUCUACUGUGUGCGAAGCGACGUAGGGAAAAUUGGGUUCGCCCUGUGGAUGAUGCGCCCUGCAGUCUUGAAACUUCGACGGUGGGGAAAUUAUAAUAAAUAAAGAGUAAUUUAAUUCUC
Messenger RNA from Ahaetulla prasina, 2827 nucleotides. It is a transcript of the gene VPS51, whose product is annotated as VPS51 subunit of GARP complex. NCBI's taxonomy places the organism in Eukaryota, Metazoa, Chordata, Lepidosauria, Squamata, Colubridae. The record is from RefSeq and is a predicted model, not a curated record. The transcript is spliced from 11 exons. Gene Ontology annotation, cellular component: EARP complex; membrane; GARP complex. Gene Ontology annotation, biological process: endocytic recycling; Golgi vesicle transport; Golgi organization. The coding region runs from base 365 to 2482 and encodes 705 amino acids.